Molecule: messenger RNA, 888 nt
Organism: Aspergillus chevalieri
Lineage: Eukaryota; Fungi; Ascomycota; Eurotiomycetes; Eurotiales; Aspergillaceae
Product: fumarylacetoacetate hydrolase family protein
Exons: 5
Coding region: 1-888 (295 amino acids)
Molecular function (GO): acetylpyruvate hydrolase activity
Source: RefSeq, a predicted model, not a curated record
AUGUCUAAAAUCGCAUCGAGCUUUUCGCGCCUCGUGCGCUUCAUCCCCAGAUCCAACCGCUCCAGCAUCCUGAUCGGAGAGCCGGUAGAUCCCAAACUGGAUGUUGGAUUGGCUCUGUACCAGGGCAAGGAUGUCCCUGUUCACCCGUUCUCGGGACCCUCUGUUCUCAACCCAGGCCAGAAAACUGAGAAGACCGAGAUCAUUGAGAGACUUCUGUCUCCGUUGGCUCAGAAUGAAGUUGGAUCUAUCCGGUGUAUUGGGUUGAACUAUGUCUCCCACGCCGCAGAAAUGAAACUCUCAAUCCCCGAUGUCCCAACCCUAUUCAUCAAACCAUCCACCUCGCUCGCAGACCCCUGGCCGGCUCCCACGAUCCUUCCCAAAAUCACCCAACAGGACGACACAGGCGACUACGAAUCCGAGAUGGUUAUUGUAAUAGGCCGCGAGGCAAAGGAUGUCAGCGAAGAAGACGCAUUGGACUAUGUGCUGGGUUACACGGCUUCGAACGAUAUCUCCAGCCGGACAUCGCAAAUGAACCAGAGCCAGUGGUGUUUCUCGAAGGGAUUCGACACUGCUUGUCCUAUUGGCCCUGCGCUUGUUUCCGCCGCGCAAUUCCCGGAUGCCAGCCAGUUCAAAAUCCGCGGCUUGAAGAACGGUCAGGUCCUGCAGGAUUGUCCAUUGACCGACCUCAUAUUCAGUGUUCCCCAGCUCAUCAGCUUCCUGUCGCAGGGCACCACGCUGCCGGCCGGAACUAUCAUUCUCACUGGUACUCCACCCGGCGUUGGAGCUGCGAAGAACCCCAAGGAGUUUUUGAAGGCUGGGGACGAGUUUGCGGUUGAAUUGCUGCCGCAUGUCGGAACAUUGGUCACGAAGAUGAAGCACCAGCAGUGA